AUGGCGGGUGCUCCCUCGCCACCCUCGGACAGUGGAGAUCCUUUUCGUGUGAAGUCCCUGCACUUCGCAUCAGCGCAAGACACGGUGGUCCCACUUCGUGAUAGCUUGCAAUGUGCGAAGGCCUUCCAGGAUCCCGAAGUGAUUGAGCACGAUGGUGGACAUUGCUUGCCGCAACGUGCUGAGGAUGUACGAAGCCUGGCCACAUUUCUGGAGACCCGCUGGGAGGAGACACGCGGAGUCGGCCGAGCUUGUUUUGCGGAUGUAGAAGCGGAGCCCAUGGCUCAUCAGGAACAAAAGGAUGAGGUUGAGGCCCUGUUCGCUAUGUUUGGGGAGGAUGAGCUAUGCGUGCUUAAGCCAGUAUGGCCUUUGCAGCUCGCCGUCCGCUUGCAACACGGAGAUAGCUUUGCUGCUAUGAGAUUCCUAUUUCCACCAGGCUACCCUCAAAAGGCUUCAUGUCUUUGCGAGCUAGAAGCCCGCGACCUCAGUUUGCAGGCCCAUGCUCGCGAGCUACUGGACGCUGUUGAGGCAGCGCGGGAACCACUGGGAUUUCCCAGCGUAAUGGCCAUGGUUCAAGCAGCCCAAGAGUGGAUAUCGGAGCAUGAAGCCAAAGUGACCGAGCGGGCCGCGGGCCACAGCACGGAGACGGGAGAGCUGCAGGAGGCAGAUGAUGGCCCUGAAGCCUGGUGGCUCCGCGAUGAGACUGAGGUCGACGAAGCCCUACUUGCGGAGGCGGAGCUGAAAGCAGGGAGCUUGCUUCCUGACGGUGAUGUCGAUAAGUCCUGGGCGCGGCAGUGUGGUGCGGGAAGCUAUGGCAAGCCCUGGGAAUUCAUUGUCGGGCUAGUUGGCAAGCCUUCCGCCGGCAAAUCUACACUGUUCAACGCGGCUACUUGCCCAGAAGUUGCGGGCAAAGAGGCAGCCAUGGACGAGUGCGAUCCAGAGUAUGGCAGAGCUCACAACAGUCAGCGGCGCUUCCCUCUCUUGCUGAAGGAUGUUGCUGGACUUGUUCCUGGUGCAUAUAUGGGCCGUGGCCGUGGCAACGCUUUUUUGAAUGAUCUCUGCGAUGCCGAUAGCUUGGUUCACGUUGUGGAUGCAAGUGGCCGAAGUGACUCCGAAGGAGUCGAUCAAGGCUCCUCUGCCGGGAAGACAGCGACAGACCCUAUGGAUGAAAUUGGCUGGGUGCGCAGGGAAAUCCAUUUGUGGAUCUUCUGCAAUGUUCGAGCAAAGUGGGAGACGGUCAGGAGGAAGGCCAAGUUGGCCAAGUUGAAUUCCUCACUGCGAGAUAUUGCGGCGGAGCGGCUGUUUGCCUUGUUCACAGGCUAUCGAGCUUCCCAGCAGUUGGCUGCGCAAGUUUACGAAGCAACAGGGCACAGCCUGCCUAGCUUGGCAGAGGACAUCUUGCAAUGGACAGAGUCGAAUCUUCACCUGCUGGUGGCAUGUUUUUUGCGAGUCCGCUUCCCGAUUGUGGUGGCGCUGAACAAGGCUGACACACCAGAAUCAGUAGAUCAUAUUCCACGCGUGCAGGCAGCCUUGGGCGAUGCCUGUGUGCCUGUCUCUGCUCGGAGUGAAUUAUGGCUCUGGCAGCAGAGGCGCAAAGGCACGCUGGCAUAUGUGGACGGCGGUGGUUCUGCUGCGAUCUCACUCUUGGGUGAUUCUCCCGAGGUUGCGGAGCAGGUGAAGCUUUUGCGUCAAAAAGUCCUGGACGUCUACGGCUCUACAGGUGUCAUGGAGGUACUUUCUCGAGCAGUCUAUCGGCGAAAGCCUAUCUUCUGCUGCCCUGUAGCCGACUUCUCAACCAUGGAAAGUCUGCAGAGGCCUGGUGGCCCGUCUGCGGGUGGUUAUCCAGGCGAGAAGACCAAGCCGACCAAACUGUCCACAAUGCUGAUGCUUCGGCCAUUCUCCACAGUGGAAGAGGUCUACACUGCACUGAAAAAUGAGCAAAUGGUGCGGGGGGAUCUUGUUCGAGCAGAGGUGCUUGUCAUAGAUGGCAGUGGUUCCACACAGGUCCAAGUUCUGCGCCGCGAUGACAUAUUGAAGCCGGUGGCUCGUCCCUCAGCUCAGAUUAUCCGCGUCCUCACCAACAAGAAGGCGAAGUAG
Molecule: messenger RNA, 2094 nt
Organism: Symbiodinium pilosum
Lineage: Eukaryota; Dinophyceae; Suessiales; Symbiodiniaceae
Source: the annotation of a GenBank genome assembly